Molecule: messenger RNA, 6057 nt
Organism: Dunckerocampus dactyliophorus (ringed pipefish)
Lineage: Eukaryota; Metazoa; Chordata; Actinopteri; Syngnathiformes; Syngnathidae
Exons: 42
Coding region: 29-4432 (1467 amino acids)
Biological process (GO): lipoprotein metabolic process; lipid transport
Cellular component (GO): membrane; extracellular region
Molecular function (GO): lipid binding
Source: RefSeq, a predicted model, not a curated record
GCCAUUUAAGGCGGAUUUAGGCAGCAGGAUGGAGUCAUGCAGGAUGAAGCCAGAACCCAAAAAGAAGGUCAAACCACCUAAACUGCCUCCUAAGCCUUCUGAGACUCAAAGAAACACAACAGAGAAUUUGGAUAAACCCACUCCUGUUUUGCCGCCGCGACCUACACACUCUGAACUGAGCCAAACACAAUACCGUAUGAAAAGAAUAGCAACAGACAAAGAGGUUGAUAAAAAUAUCAUACAAAGUGAGAGGAAGGAGAAAAAGCCAGAAACUCCUGUGCCACUGCCUAGAUUGGCAGAGAAGGAGGGGAACCGUCCCACCCGCCUAAGCCAUCGCCAUAGCGAGUCCUCCGACGACAAGAAAAACUCAGGUGGACUCGCCCAAUCAAAUAUCUCCAAAGAUGUGCAAGACAGCAAGGAGAGUCAUCAUUCGGGCCUGACGGGAAUGUUUCGACAAAGCCAGAAAAACAAACAGCCAACAUUUGUGAGUCAUGUGACUGAAGACCAGGACAGAGGUGACGACACAGUGACCAAACAGGUUCCUGCCAGCAAACCGGGUGUCCUGAAGGGAAUGAUGAAGCACCUCAAGUCUACACCAAAGGCUGGUAGUGGAGGAGAAGGAGGCGAGGUCGUUCCUGAUCCUAAUAAGAAUGAGGCGACAUCAGAGAAGAAACAGUCUGCUGACAAAGCCAAACAAGAAAAAAGUGCAGAAGCAAAACAAGACUUUGGUGGUCGUCUAGCUGGAAUGUUCAAGAAGCCUCCAGCAGUAACGGUCCAACAAAUGGACAGCGAGUCCGAGGAAGAAGACGAGAAAACGUCGGAACAAUCUCAUGAAAAAGGAGGUUUCUUUGCUGGCUUCCUUAAAAAGUCCAACAAAGCAGCAGAUGAAGCUCCAGCCCAGGAGACUUCGGGUGUCGAUUCGGAGUCAUUAUCCAGCAAUGACAGUUGCAGCGAGAAUACAGACAAAAAAAAGGGAAGACUUUUCAAGAAAAAAUAUGCAGAUGAGGAUCAGGUGCCUCUAAGCGGUGAUCUGUCGGACAGCAGUGACAAUCUGUCUGAGACCUCCAAGGGCGCAUCUGAGGAAAAAGGAGGCUUUUUCAGCGCCAUCCUGGGAAAAAAGUCACCCAAGCUUCCCAAAGAGGCCACGCCUGAGCAGGAGAAAGGAGGAGCGUUUGGCGCCAUGUUCAAAAAGUCAACCCGAAUGACUGAUGUCCCAAACACUGAGGAUCCACAAGACGACAAGCACUCUGCAAAUGAAGACGGAGGCUCAGAGGAAAAUUCCAAGGAAAAGAGUGGAAUAUUUGGGGGAAUAUUCAAAAAGGCUACCAAAUCCGCUCAGCUUGAUGAGGAUGAGACUCUGCGGGAUAAAAAGCUGUCAGCCAGCAGUGAGAAUUUAUCUGAGGGCAAAGCGGACAAAGACCGAGGUCUGUUCGGGGGCUUCCUCAAAAAGACACCCAAGGAAAGAGGAGAAAGGGCAGACUCACUGGAUGGGGAAGAGGACAAGGAGCCCACGGCGGUGGGUAGUGAUGAUCUGGUCGAGAGGAACGUCACCAAGGACAAAAACAUUUUCAGCAACAUGUUCAAGAAGCCCCAGAAGCCAACAGAGGGUGCUGAAGCAGACCUGAACAGUGAAACUCAGAAAUUUGGGAGCUCUGAGAAUUUGUCGGAACCUGUCUCGAAGGGUAAAAAAGGAGGCUUUGCGGGCAUUUUCAAAAGAUCAGGCAGCAUUGACAACCUGCUCGAUGAGGAAAAAGGCGCACUCUUCAGUGGACUCAAGAAAACGCCAAAAGCAUCUAUAAAUGAUGAGGCUGCAGGGGAGAAGAAGUCGUCCAGUAUAGACAAUCUAUCUGAAACCACCAACACCAAGGAAAAAAGCAUUUUCAGUGGCAUGUUCAAGAAAUCUCCAAAAGCAGCCGAAGAGGGUGCAGCUGAUGAGGAGGCGAACUGUGAAGAUAAGGAGUUAUCAGCCAGCAAUGAAAACCUGAUGGAAGAAAACGCACCAAAGGAAAAGAGUGGAGGUUUUGCUGGAAUCUUCAAAAAGUCGCCUAAACCAGCGCCGCGCUCCGUCACCACCAAGGAUCCUCUCAGUGACACCAAGGAGACGUCCGACAACCUCGCAGGUGACAUGUCAGGAGAUGAACUAUCAGACAGUAAUGACAAUCUUUUAGAAGCUGGAACCACAAUAAAGGAGAAAAAAGGAGGCUUUGCCGGGAUGUUCAAGUGGACUCCCAAAGCCGCUGGCAAACAGCAGGACAAUGAGGAGGCGGAACCACCAGUUGGAGGCGGGCUGAAACGCAGGAGGACCAUCCGGAAGAAGAGACGAGUGGUAUCGUUCCGAGUCAAGACAACCCUUCCCAGGAUACCCAAACUUAACGUGUCAUCACAGGCGGACAAAAAGAUGCCCAUCAUUGAGGAGAGCAUGGAGCUGCAGGAGAUGACCCCAGCAGAGGACAGCACAGUGGAGGUCCAGCAGGUGGAGAUGGCAGCGUUCCCAACUGAGGGCAACCCUCUUGAAUCAGAAGAGGAGAACGACGGCCUGUUGGACUGGUGGAAAAAUGUAGAAGGGUGGGCCGAGUGGAACGAGGCAGCCAAUUUCCAAGAUGAUGAGGACCAGAUGGCGAUGGAGGAGGCAGCUGACCGUGUUUACAUGGGCGCGCGUCUGUUUGUGCACCUCUUCAACCAGCGGGGGGCGUCCUUGCAGCAUUCCAUCCUGGAGCUUUUGGCUGUAGCCGACGCCGCCGACCAGUUUCACAAGAAGACUGUGUCAGCUGCAGUGGGAGGAGGCGUGGCCAGCGUGGCUGGCAGCCUGACAACCAUCACGGGACUCAUCCUGGCGCCGUUCACGUUCGGAGCCUCCAUCAUCGUCACAGCGGUGGGCAUCGGCGUGGCCACGGCAGGCAGCAUCACGUCGGCCACGGCCAACAUCACAGACACGGUUCACUCCAACAUGGACCGCAAGAAGGUGGAGAAGAUGAUCCAGGGCUACCAGGAGCAAAUCAAGGACAUCCGGGAAUGUUUGGAGUUUGUGCAGGAGGGUAUGGACACGCUGCAGGAGUGGGACUUUGAGAAGUACUCACAGAGCGCCAGUAAGAAGGCUCUGAACCACAACAUCAAGCACGUGAUGAAAGAAGGCGGCCGAGCCGGGAAAGCCCUCAUGAUCAACACGGACAAGCUCAUCAGCACCGUGCAAGUCCUGGGCGCGGCGGGCGGCGCUGCCAAAGCCGCCCAGGCCAUCAGCGUCACCACGGGGGUGAUGUCGGCACUCUUCCUGGCUCUUGACGUCUUCUUCCUCGCCAAGGAUUCCCACGAGCUCCGCAAAGGUGCCAAGACAAAAUUCGCUACCAAGAUCAGGGACGUGUGCAAAGACCUACAGGAUGGUCUCCUGGAGCUGAACAAGGUCAAGACGCAGCUGCAGAAGACCAUGGAUGGCAUUGAGGUGGAGGAAUAUGAGGAGAUUGAGGAGGUGGAAGAAGAAGUCGACGACGACUUGGAGUCAGAUCCCAAGAAGCUGGCCGAGCUGGAGCAGGAGCUGGACCUUAUGGAGGAGAAACUGGACAAGAAGAUUGAGGAGGAGAAGAAGAGUAAAGAUUGGGAGAAGGACAAGGAAACCAGAAGCACCAAGGGAAAGGAGGAGGAGGAGGAGGAGAAGAAGGAGGAGUCAGGAGAUAAGAAGAAGGAGGGGACAAAGAAGAAGGAUAAACAGGACAAAGAAACAGAGAACCGAAUAGCAGCUUGGAGAGAGAAGCAGGAAACAAGUUUGUUUAAAAAAACUGUUGACAAACCGCUAGAGAUCAAACCUCCUAGCAGAACUGAAGAUUCCAAAAGGAGCGCCAAUCCAGAAAGGGAACAAAGCCACAGGGAAGACAGAGGGUUGACUUCGAGUCCCACAAGACGACCAGACAGCGGUAGCACAAGGACGCAUGGGAGCGAGCGAGCAAAUCAGGAAAGUGGAUCUGCCAAAAACCAAGGCAACAUGAAGGACAGUCGAAAGAAGGCCGUUUGGGAAAGUGGAGUCAGUGACUGGAGGACGGAAACAGGAAGUACAGACAAAAUGAGAGGAAACCAAGACAGAAGGGACUCUUCGGAGAGGGAGCUGCAGGCGAUGAGGGAAGGGCACGGAAAAAGCGACGCUCGGAGGGAGUCGCAUCGGAGCCUCAAAACCAGCGGGAGCGAACACAUGGAUGAGAGGAUAUCUGGCAGCCGCAGGAGUCACCACGGGCGAGUGGAGGACAGUGGCGAGGAAAGACGAGGAAGUCGAAUCGAGAGCGCCCGGAGGAAGUUUGAGAGAGGGGAGGAGGAGGAGCAGCGAGGGAAGAGUCAAGAAGAGCGUCGGAGAAGAGGAAUUGACCGAGAGAGGGGAGGAAGUGAACGAAGUCACCGAGGGUCUCGCCAUCAUUCCAGCGUCCUGCUUGAUGAUGGACUCUACAUUUAGAUUAGAAGCUGUUUACACUGCUUGUCUCAUACCUUGAUUGGUCCUGUUCUCAUUAGAAUUUAGUAACAUUUUAGACAAAAAGUCACACUGGGAUAAGUAAAAACUGACAUUUUGGGUGUUAGUUGAAAAUGUGUCAGUGUGCGCUCAUAACUUUUUUUUUUUGUACAAUUUCCUACAAAAUUCUCGUGAGGGUACGCUGGCCAAUAAUGAAAGAUUGGAAAUAUUAAGAAGAUCAAACAGGAUCAUUUUAUAUCAUAGUGCAAUAUAUGAACUCCUGAGGCCGUCAAACCUCAAUAAUUGUGCGCACACAGAAUUGUGCAUUUUUAAACUCAUCAUCCUCAAAAUGCCAUCAAUAAAAUGCACAUGUGUUUGUUGUCCAUAACGUACGUGCCUGCCCAUUCCAUAACCCCACUGCCAGCAUGGGCCACCCCAUCCACAACACAGGUGCAUUUUACUGUAUUGAUGGUAUUUUGAAUGCACAGAGAGACUGAGGCCCAUUGUUGUGUCAUCCAUCCACAAGCAUCACCUCAUGUUGCAAGGAUAUGUACACAAUGCCUGGAAACUGAAAACAUUGGGAUGCUCUGAAUCGGCAUGUAUGGUAUUUGAGGCAAAUCGUGGUCACAUCAGAUACUAACUGGUUUUCAGACCCCUCCGGCCCACCCACAAUACAGUUAAACUGCAAGUUUUUGAGUGGCCUUUUAUUGUGGCCAAAAUACGGCACACCUGUGCAAUAAUCAUGCUGUCUAAUCAGCAUCUGUAUAUGCCACACCUGUGAGGUACCUGAAUGAUGAACGCUCACAACAAAGAUUUAGACAGAUAUGUGAACAAUAUUUGAGAAAGGUGUACAUAAGGUGUUUUUGUGUACAUAAAACAGAUACACAUCUUUGACUUCAGCUCAUGAGAAUGGGAGCAAAAACAAAAGUGUUGCGUUUAUAUUUUUGAGUGUGAAAACAAUCCCCUAGAGCAGUGGUUCCCAAACUUUUCACAGCCAAAUGGACAUAUGAGCACAUAUAGCAUGAGACUAUGCACCAAGCAAAAAUGCAUAGCAGCACAGAGCUAGCAUUACAAACAAACAAAUGACAGGCUCAUACAGCUCAGAAAACGCACUAAAACACCACGUGAGAAGACGGUGUCAAACUGACUUAUUUGUUCAUCUAAAGCACACACAACAUGUAUGAUAAUGUAAAUGAUUAAAUUUGAUUGUCAUUAAAUGAUCAAACAUUUGAGGUCCACAGGAGAGGUUCUGGGCAACAUCUAGGUCUGCUUUUGAUUUUUUGAGUUAUUGCCGAAGAAUAUUUUGUGAAAAGUUACAUAGUUUAAGAUAUUUAAUACAUUUCCUAUUUAGUGGUGCCUUGUAGGCCUAUUUGCUUCCAUGUAGUGCCGCACCUUCAUGGCUGCCAUUUUUAAAAUACCAGUCAAUGUUCUUUUAACUGGUGUUGGAUUUCAUACUAAAGAAAUAAAUUAUUACUUUACGUUCCUGUGUUGAUGGUCUUUACUUUUUAAUUUGAAUGUAUACUGCCAUGGACGCCGUAAAGGGGGGAAAAUUUAGGACGAUUCCAAGGGCCCAUGACUGACAAGGGCCCUAGUAAAUAAUUUUGCUAUCUGGUGGUGAUUUUUUUAAAUUU